CAGCCGCCUGUAGUUAAGCCCCAGCAGCGUUUUUGCAGCUUUCAGAGGUGGCUGUUGCCAGUGUCGCUUCUUCUUCUUCUUCUUCAGCAGCAGCAGCAGCUCCUCCAGGAGUGCUGAGCAGUUUUCCUCUAGCAAGAAACUGCUUGGCCAAAAUGGGGAGAAAGAUAUUGGCUGCAAGCCUCGCGGAGGCUCCUCCCCGAGCCAGGAUCCUGAGGUUUUUGGAGGAUUUCUUUUAACUCCGUGGCGAACCUUGGCGAAGGAAACAAGUUGCCACACACCACCACCAAGUAGCAACGGGGAGAAAACGCUGCCUCUCCAGCGACACCCAGCCAGUCCUCCGCUUCUCUCCCUCUCUCCCUCUCUCUCCCCCUUUUGCUAAAAAUCUACCUUGGAUGUGAUUGUUCCUUUUUAGUUGUGCAGGGAAACUGGCGCUGUCUGCUCAGACUGGGGAACGCCGAUCCCUUGGAUUUCUGCACACACACAAAUGCAGAGAGUGGGAAUAAACGAGAGAGAGAAGACAAUGAGGGCAAACAUGAUCUGACGGGGGGGAAAGAAAGAUACAAUCUCACCCUCUCUUGGGGCUCCGGCAGCGUGUGUUUUUUUCUGGGAUCGGGGAUUUAUUUUUAUUGGUGGUAUUUUCUUUGGAAAGGCAGAGGGAGGGGGAAAUCGACUUCAAGUGCGGAGCUGCUUCCAGCUGGUGCGUGAACCUUGCCGGGUUUGGAAAAAAAAUCCCCCCUUGGAUACAAAUUUGCAGGGAAUCCUGCCGCGGGCGCCGAGAUCAUCACCCUCACCAUGAAUUCCGUGGCUGGGAAUAAGGAGAGGAUCGCGGUCAGCACCCGAAACAGGAAAUAUGGGGUGAACGACCCCUGCUCCCCGACCAAACCCGCGGCUCCCUUCUCGCCCGAAAGCUGGUACCGGAAAGCUUACGAGGAAUCCCGGGCCGGCAGCCGCCCAGCCCCGGAAGGAGCCGGCUCCAUCCUGGGCUCGUCCGGCACCCCUUCCCCGGGAUCGGGCACGUCGUCGCCGGGCUCCUUCACCGGGUCGCCGGGCCCCGCUUCCCCGGGGAUCGGCAACAGCUCUCCCGGGUCGCUCGGGGGCUCGCCGGGCUUCGGCACGGGGUCUCCGGGCUCCGGCAGCGGAGGAGGCUCCUCCCCGGGCUCCGACCGCGGCGUCUGGUGCGAGAACUGCAACGCCCGCUUGGUGGAGCUGAAGAGGCAAGCGCUCAAGCUGCUCCUGCCGGGGCCCUUCGGCAGCAAGGACCCGGCUUUCUCUUCUGCGAUUCAUGACAAGCUGCAGGUGCCCAACACCACCCGGAAGGCGUGGAACGAAAGGGACAACCGGUGCGACGUGUGUGCCACUCACUUGAACCAGCUGAAGCAGGAAGCGAUUCAGAUGGUGCUGACCCUGGAACAGGCUGCCAACACUGAACAUUGCGAUGCUUCUCCUGGCUCCCCUCCUCCCCUCCCCAACAUCCCCACCUUGGUGGGCUCGCGACAUAUGGGCAGCCUGCAGCCCAGGGACUGGGCCUACAUGUCUGCUCCUUAUGCUACAUCCAAUUACGCUGGCUUUCUGCCUAACAAACUCAGCGGGAAACAGAACAACAUAGGGAUCGUUAAUGGGAUAGAGAAGAAAAAUGGUUCCUUGGGACAUCAGGCAAAGGUCAGUGUACAGAUGGCCACCAGCCCCAGCAAUGGUAACAUCCUGAAUUCUGUGGCUAUCCAGGCUCAUCAGUACCUAGACGGCACCUGGUCCUUGUCGAGAACAAAUGGCGUUACUCUGUAUCCCUAUCAAAUUUCCCAGUUGAUGACUGAGACUGGCCGAGAGGGAUUGACUGAAGCUGCACUGAACCGCUACAAUGCCGAUAAACCCUCCUUGUACAGCUUACCUGCUUCCCAAAGCACCUGUGUUGCCAGUGACACGUCAACAGGCACCUCAGUGGCAGCUUCCUUUUUUGCCAGAGCUGCUCAGAAGUUGAACUUGUCAUCCAAAAAAAAGAAACACCGGCCUUCUGCAUCUUCUGUUUCUGAAUCUCACCUAUUUGCUACCAAAUUCAGCACUAUCCUACAAACCUCCCCUCCACCUGCUCCGCCAUGUUUGCUGAGGGCAGUCAACAAAGUAAAAGACACUCCAGGACUGGGCAAGGUGAAGGUCAUGGUCCGCAUUUGUUCUACCUUGGCCAGGGACUCCUCUGAAUCCAGCUCCUUCUUAAAGGUUGAUCCUCGUAAGAAGCAAAUUAGUCUGUAUGACCCAUUGUCCUGCGGAGGCCAGAAUGCCUUCCAAAAACGGAGCAGUCAAGUGCCACCCAAGAUGUUUGCGUUUGAUGCCGUUUUCCCUCAAGACGCAUCUCAGGCCGAAGUAUGUGCAGGAACAGUAGCUGAAGUGAUCCAGUCUGUGGUGAAUGGUGCUGAUGGAUGUGUAUUUUGCUUUGGACACACCAAACUAGGAAAAUCCUACACGAUGAUUGGAAAGGAUGAUUCCAUGCAGAACCUUGGCAUAAUCCCUUGUGCCAUAUCCUGGCUGUUCAAGCUGAUUAAUGAAAGGAAAGAGAAGACAGGAGCCCGGUUCUCUGUCCGAAUCUCAGCAGUGGAAGUGUGGGGAAAAGAAGAAAACCUGAGAGAUUUGUUGUCAGAGGUGGCAACAGGCAGCUUACAAGACGGCCAGUCUCCUGGGGUCUACCUUUGUGAGGACCCAAUUUGUGGCAUGCAGCUGCAGAAUCAAAGUGAACUCCGAGCUCCUACUGCAGAGAAAGCUGCCUUCUUCCUCGAUGCAGCCAUUGCCUCGCGUCGUAGCAGCCAGCAAGAUUGCCGGGAGGAAGAUCACAAGAAUUCUCAUAUGCUCUUCACUCUGCACAUCUACCAGUACCGAAUGGAGAAGAGUGGAAAAGGGGGAAUGUCAGGAGGCCGUAGCCGCUUACAUCUCAUCGACCUGGGCAGCUGUGUUAAACCCCUCAGCAAAAAUCGUGAAGGAGGCUCUGGACUUUGUCUUUCAUUGUCUGCACUGGGCAAUGUGAUCCUAGCCCUAGUCAAUGGCAGCAAGCACAUUCCAUACAAAGACAGCAAGCUGACCAUGUUGCUCCGGGAGUCCCUUGGGAACAUGAACUGCCGUACUACCAUGAUAGCUCACAUUUCGGCAGCUGCAGGGAACUAUGCUGAAACACUUUCCACCAUCCAGAUUGCAUCCAGGGUUUUAAGAAUGAAGAAAAAGAAAACAAAGUACACAUCAAGCUCUUCUGGAGGAGAAAGUUCUUGUGAAGAAGGCAGGAUGCGGAGGCCAACCCAGCUGAGGCCCUUCCAUUCUCGGAACGUUGUUGAUCCAGACUUCCCCAUUCUUCACUUGUCAAGUGACCCAGAUUAUUCUUCUAGCAGCGAACAGUCAUGCGACACCGUCAUUUACGUUGGCCCCAACGGCACUUCCCUUUCGGAUAAGGAACUGACGGACAACGAAGGUCCCCCGGAUUUUGUCCCCAUAGUUCCUGCCCUUCAGAAGACCAAAACUGAAGGCAAGCUGGAGGAGAUGAGUGAGACAGCCCCCAGCACUUCCGAGAGAGACUGCUUGAAGUGCAAUACAUUUGCAGAACUCCAGGAGAGGUUAGACUGCAUUGACGGCAGUGAGGAGACUGACACAUUUCCUUUUGAAGAACUGCCUGCUCAGUUCAGCUCUGAGCAAGUGACUAAGUGCCCUGUGUCAGGCCAAGCAGCAGAGCUCACUAGUACAUCUGAGCCGGGCAGGGAAGAAGGCCUGGCAGGCUGCCAAGAACCUGAUAAAGAUUUCAAGGAAAACCUGAAUGCAACAGCCAACAAAAUUCAGGGAAGCCAUUCCCCUGUUCACACCGGGGUGCUUAAUGAGGCACCCACCCCUCCAUCACCUAGGAGUGUUACAGGCAGUCCAAGUAGCCACAUGAACUGUUCCCAGCAAUCCCACUCCACAGAUCUGCAGAGCAGCCGAGAAAGCCUUAACACUUGCGGCUUUGUGGAAAGCAAGCCUCGGCCCAUGGGUUCCCCGCGGCUUGGCAUUGCAAGCCUUUCCAAGACAUCAGAGUACAAGCCGCCCACUUCUCCUUCUCAGAGGUGCAAGGUUUACACCCAGAAAGGGGUGCUGCCCAACCCUGCACCACCACCAUCGUCCUUAAGCAAGGACUCCGGGAUGGUGUCCAGUGAGUCUCUGAUGCAGCCAGAGAUCCGCACUCCUCCCAUUGGCAUGAGCCCACAACUCAUGAAAAAGUCAGUGUCUUCCAGCAGUGCUGAUUAUGGGGAGCCCAUUGACAAUGAAGAGCAGCAGGAGCAGAAACAAGAGUCGCCUCUUUCUCCUGAGUCAAAGAAGGAGAUUUUGAGCACCACCAUGGUCACGGUGCAGCAGCCCUUAGAGCUGAAUGGAGAAGAUGAGCUGGUCUUCACCCUAGUUGAAGAACUGACCAUUAGUGGGGUUCUGGAGAACGGACGUCCAACAAGUAUCAUCAGCUUUAACAGUGAUUGUUCUGUGCAAGCUCUGGCCUCCGGGUCUAGGCCGGUUAGCAUUAUCAGCAGCAUCAGUGAAGAUCUUGAAUGCUAUGCCAGUACAGCUCCUGUGUCUGAGGUCAGUAUCGCCCAGUUUAUGCCUCUUCCAAAAAUAGGACUGGAUCACAAAGCUGAAGAGGCUGAAAGCAGACGGUCCUCUAUCAGCUCGUGGUUGAGUGAAAUGAGCACCGGAAGUGAUGGCGAACAGUCAUGCCACAGCUUCAUAGCCCAAGCAUGCUAUGGGCAUGGGGAAGCACUGGCAGAUGCGCCCAUUCCUGAACUGGCAAGAGGCGUACAGAACAGCAGUGUGGUUUGUAUAAAUGACAAGCAAAAGCCAGUCAACGAGGAAAUAUUUGUACUGCCAGAGGUUACCGAUGAAAGUAUUAAUAAAAUGUCACCUAUCAAAGGUUGUAAAACAUCAGCCCUGGGAAAGACUAUAGUCACAAUAUCAAACACCACAAGCCUAAGCAGUUGUGAAGGUUUCAUUCCAAUGAAGACCAACAUUACUGUGUAUCCAUGUAUUGCUGUUAAUCCCUUUAAGGCACAAGAGCUGCCUGAGACCAUAUCUGCAGUGUCGUCACCAGCAAAAGUUCCCCAGCCUCAAGAGGUGAAGGAAUCCAGUGUAAGAAAAGAGAUAAAAUUUGAUGAUCCUUGGCUAAAGAGGGAAGACAGUGUGAAAAAAGAAAGCUGUGGCCCCAAGGCUGAAGCCAUCACUCAACAAAAUAAGAAGCAGAAGUCAGCAGACAGGUUUAGCAGCAGUAGUGGAGAGACUUCUAGCUCCCCAGGAACGGAAAACCUAAAGAGGGUUGUAGAUGGAUGUGAAAUAGGACUUCCCAGUUCCUCGGCCCACAGCCCAGCACUGGGAAGCUUUAAAAAUGGCAGCCUCACGAGAGGCGUUCAGAAGGCCAGCAAGCUGGAAGAAUUGGAUGCUGUUUCCUAUCAUUACAUUGAGGAGAACAGUGCCGUUAGCUGUUCUGUUGGGUCCCAGACUUCCAGAGCUAGCCUGGAAAGAAGGAUUGCGUCCCCCAAACACUGCGUUCUCACACGUCCCAAAGGAACUCCGCCGUUGCCUCCCGUGAGGAAAUCUAGCCUGGAUCAGAAAAAUAGGGCCAGCCCUCAGCACAGCACUUGCAGUAGCAGCACCAGCAGCCCUUUGAACCAACCAGCACCUUUCCUGGCUAGUUUUCCUGAUGAGCUGAAUGGGAAACAAAAGGGUUCCAGUAUGGAGAGCGGUAACAAUAGCAGCAGUAAAUUGUUUAGUGCCAAACUUGAACAGCUGGCCAGCAGAACCAAUUCCUUGGGAAGGUCCAGUGGGAGCCAUUAUGAGUGCCUGUCUUUGGAAAGGGCAGAGAGUCUGUCCUCUGUCAGCUCUAAGAUGGGUCCUGGGAGAGACACCACAAUGCCCAGAGCUGGGAGAAGUUUCAACCGCAGUGCAAUGUCCUCACCCACAAACUCAGGCCUUUUUCAGUCUGCAGGGGCCUCUCCAAAGGCCAGUCCAUCAAAGAUCUCUGCAGUGAGCAAGCUCCUCUUGGCAAGUCCUAAGGCUCGAAGCCUGGCUGCCUCAACCACCAAAACACUUAGCUUCUCUACCAAGUCCCUCCCUCAGUCUGUAGGGCAGAGUUCAGGCUUGCCUCCGAAUGGAAAGAAUAUGUCCUGGUCUACUCAGUCUCUCAGCAGGAACAGGGGCUCUGGGCUCUCCUCAAAACUGCCCCUCAGAGCUGUCAAUGGGAGGAUCUCAGAACUUCUGCAAGGAAGCACAGGCACCAGAGGGCUGCAGUUGCGCAGGAACUCAGACACAGAUGAUCGCAGCACUGUCCACGGAGAAGAGAAGCCAACUGUUCACCUGCUGCCUUCACCUUACAGCAAGAUCACUCCACCUCGGAAGCCUCACCGCUGUAGCAGUGGCCACGGAAGUGACAACAGCAGUGUCCUGAGUGGGGAGCUGCCACCAGCCAUGGGGAAAACAGCCUUGUUCUACCACAGUGGAGGAAGCAGCGGGUAUGAAAGCAUGAUGAGAGACAGUGAAGCAACGGGAAGUGCGUCCUCGGCACAAGACUCUAUGAGUGAGAACAGCAGCUCCCUCAGUGGGAGGUGCCGAAGUCUCAAAAAUCCAAAGAAGCGUUCGAAUACAGGUUCUCAGAGACGGAGACUCAUCCCAGCUUUAUCGCUUGACACAACAUCUCCUAUAAGGAAACCUACCAGCCCAGCAGUACGCUGGGUAGAUGGACCUCUGAGAAGUUCCCAGAGAGGAAUGGGGGAGCCCUUUGAGAUCAAAGUCUAUGAGAUUGAUGAUGUGGAGCGGCUCCAACGACGACGCAUGGGGGACAACAAUGAGGUGGUUUGCUUCAACGCAAAACUGAAAAUCUUGGAGCACCGGCAGCAGCGAAUUGCAGAGGUCAAGGCCAAGUACGAGUGGUUAAUGCGGGAGCUGGAAGUGACCAAACAGUACCUGAUGCUGGAUCCUAAUAAAUGGCUCAGUGAAUUUGAUCUGGAGCAAGUAUUUGACUUGGAUUCCCUGGAGUACUUGGAGGCUCUCGAGUGCGUGACUGAGCGACUACAGAACCGUGUCAACUAUUGCAAGGCCCACCUCAUGAUGAUCACCUGCUUUGACGUCACUUCUGGGCGUCGGUGAAGAAUUAACCUCGAGAACAUUUUGGACUACUGCCACUCCCCUUUCUCCCUUUUGAACAGCACCCCAAAGACCUAGAAUGAGGAUGAAGGUUGGUGUCAUGUUUUGACUGUGUGUGGAAGAGAUUUCCCCCCUCUUAUUAUGCUGAAGAGUGGUGCGUACAUUGACUAGAUGAUGAUGAUGAUGAAAAGCAAAGACGCUGAGAAAUAAGGAUGUGGAAUCUCCUAGCCUGAAAGAGCACUUUGAGAAAUCUUUAAGGACAUGUUUGUAAAUAGGAACUGCUGGCAGAAGUGACUUUACCCCUCGACAAUAGCUGUAGAGGGAGGAAGAGCAGAUGUAGGAGCGACUGCUGCUGAGAGCACCAUUGAAGUAAAAAUACACAGGAAGACUGUCUUAAGUGCCUUGCAAAUCUUUAUUAUCCAAACAUUUAUGUUCAUACUUUCUUGUGUACAGAUGGUGCUAGUCAAGAAAAAGAAAAAGACAAAAAAUCAAAACACAUUUUCUGAAAUGUAUUUACAGCCUGUUUCCCCCUCCCUCGGUGUUUUAUCCUAUUUCUGACUUGCUGUUUCUACGUAACUUGUGUUUGUAGAGAUAUUUCUUAACCGAUACAGCAUAUAAAUAAGUGUUAACUGUCAUUUAUUGAUACACACAAGAGUAAGGCCACUCAAAGAGGAAAAAAAGAUAUUAAACUGUGUACAUUAAACCCAAAAUAUUUGAUGAUAAUGGAAGAGGAGAGGUCCACUUUGUUAUUAAAGAACAUCAAUAUGGAUAUUCUGGCAAAAUAACAAGACUUCAGUUGACAUCACUAGGAAAGCAGAAGUCUUCACUGUUUUUUUUUUAAGUUGGCUGUUACUUUUUGUACUCAGUUUGUGGUGUUUACACCACCAGUUUUCAUGGAUGCUCAAAUGAAGAUAUUUACUAUUUCUCUUACUUUAUGUUGACCAGGUAUCUUCAUUCUUUUCAGGCCCAGGAUCCAUUUUUAACCCAAACAUGAAUUUGGGGACCCAUUUCUUAACCCUUUACCUUAUAUUUGCAUGGUGGUGGUGCUGCUGUUAACCCACUAGCACAUCUCAGUCCACCAGUUGAAGACCAGUGAUAUUGAUUGACCACUGCCUCUUUUUUUCCUGAGGUGUGUCUAGGUUUGUCCUAGAGCUGCCUUCAUUUGGUUACAGAGAUACUGCAAAUGAUUCCCUACCUGUUGCGGCUCUAGGUCUAUGAACAUUGGAAUGGUUAUGGUAGAUCAGACCAGCAUCCUUCUAGUUUGUGGAAUUCAGAGCAAUCAGGUGUGGUGGCGGCUCUAGUUAGGAUGGAUUUAAAAGGGAUUAGGCAAAUUCAUGGAGGUUAGUCAAGAUUGCUAUAGGGAACCUUUCAGUUGAGAGGUCAGUAGGCACUGAAUACCAGGUGCUCAAGCCACAACAAGGCAAGUCUUCAUGUCCUGCUUCUCAGAAACAUCCAGUUGAGCACCAUGAGAAACAGGAUGCUGGACUAGAUGGACCAUUUGUAUGAUCAAGGACAGGGGUCCCCAAACUACGGCCCCCGGGCCGGAUGCGGCCCAAUCGGCCUUCCAAUCCGGCCCGCGACGACCCCCGCCGCCCGCUGCCGCCGCCCGUUCUCACGGCGCGCGGCGCAGCGACGA
This is a messenger RNA of Zootoca vivipara (common lizard), 8758 nucleotides long. RefSeq names its product kinesin family member 26B (gene KIF26B). Lineage: Eukaryota; Metazoa; Chordata; Lepidosauria; Squamata; Lacertidae. Gene Ontology annotation, biological process: microtubule-based movement. The record is from RefSeq and is a predicted model, not a curated record. Gene Ontology annotation, molecular function: microtubule binding; ATP binding; microtubule motor activity.